Clupea harengus (Atlantic herring) is the source of this 1564-nucleotide messenger RNA. RefSeq names its product solute carrier family 39 member 13 (gene slc39a13). NCBI's taxonomy places the organism in Eukaryota, Metazoa, Chordata, Actinopteri, Clupeiformes, Clupeidae. The record is from RefSeq and is a predicted model, not a curated record. Gene Ontology annotation, molecular function: zinc ion transmembrane transporter activity. Gene Ontology annotation, biological process: zinc ion transmembrane transport; intracellular zinc ion homeostasis. Gene Ontology annotation, cellular component: membrane.
UCUGCCGAAAAUUUAAACAACAGUUAAUAUCUUCGUAAGCGACCUCAUAACACGCAAGUUGUGAUUUUGACGUUUUGUUUUAGUUUUGUACUGGCAUGGCUGGUUGAAGCAAUUGUGUUAUAGCCGAUAGCGAGUCUUCGACAGUUGGAUCAUUAUUCGACAAAGUCUGUGAUUUUGAACAGCAUCCUGUUGUUUUCAAUUCAUAUGCAUGGCAGUCUGUUUUGAUUUUGACAUGAAAACAACGAUAACGUGGCAGCGGUCCUCAUGGUGUUUAUGAAGUACCUAUGUUCCCCGGGCUGUUUGAUCUUUCAUCCGUGCCCUGAAUGUAUCUCCAGAGUUCAGUGCGUUCCAUGCUGCGGCCUUUGUGGGCUGCCUCCUCACUACUCUUGGGCGCCGCCCUGCUGGCCGUCACCUGCACCAGCUCCUCGGGGGGCAGGAAGAUGGCCCAGACGGCGGUCGCCCCGGCGACGGUGGCGGCUGCCGGACCUGGCCAGUGGUGUGCGGAGGAGCUGCUGGGCUUCCGCUCCCUGGCCGAGCUGCUGUCGCGGGACGGAGCGGAUGUGUGGUUCUGCUCCCUGGUCGGGUCCUUCGCCGUGGGCCUCAGUGGGAUCUUACCUCUCCUCGUCAUCCCCAUCGAGGCUGGAGCAGCACUGAAAACUGAGGCUGGCUGUCAGAAGCUGAAGAGGCUGUUGAGCUUUGCCAUUGGUGGUCUCCUUGGUGACGUGUUCCUGCACCUCCUUCCUGAAGCCUGGGCCCACUCCUGUACUCCAGAAAGAGGUUAUGAGCAUCACUACCGUAGUCAGGGGUUGUGGGUGCUCCUGGGACUGAUGUCCUUCCUGCUGCUGGAGAAAAUGUUCCCUGAUGAGGACACCCCCAACGAAACACCAAGAGUCACUGCUUCGUCUCACAGUAACGGCUUCUGUCAUGACACCAAAGCAGCUUCCUCUCACCUGCAACCACCAAAGAAGAUUAAGAUCAGUGGUUAUCUGAACCUCUUGGCAAACUGCAUAGAUAACUUCACUCACGGCUUGGCUGUUGCUGGGAGCUUUCUAGUCAGCAGAAAGGUUGGGUUUCUCACCACCAUUGCCAUCCUGCUUCAUGAGAUUCCACACGAGGUGGGUGAUUUUGCCAUCCUCCUGAGGGCGGGCUUUGAUCGCUGGAGUGCCGCACGCAUGCAGCUCUCCACAGCACUGGGCGGAGUCCUGGGGGCCUGCUUCGCCCUCUCUGCCCAAUCACAGCGCGGCGCAGAGAGCGCCACUGCCUGGAUCCUGCCCUUCACCUCCGGGGGCUUCCUCUACAUCGCCCUGGUGAAUGUGGUACCUGACCUCAUGGAGGAGACUAAUCCCAGGCAGUCCCUGCUGCAGAUCCUGCUGUUGUGUUGUGGCAUUGCAGUCAUGGCCAUUCUCUCAGCUGUCGUCGACUGACCCCCACACCCCACCCCACCCCCCAUCAGCCUGGCCUUGAGCCCAGCGGAAGAGCGCCCUCCACUGGACACAGACUGAACGCCGAUGUCUUCUGAUGCUAUUAAAGCUUUAAAGACUCAGACUGAAACAGCAGCUGCAGC